Molecule: messenger RNA, 1266 nt
Organism: Purpureocillium takamizusanense
Lineage: Eukaryota; Fungi; Ascomycota; Sordariomycetes; Hypocreales; Ophiocordycipitaceae
Exons: 1
Coding region: 1-1128 (375 amino acids)
Biological process (GO): protein insertion into mitochondrial inner membrane from matrix; mitochondrial respiratory chain complex IV assembly
Cellular component (GO): mitochondrial inner membrane
Molecular function (GO): membrane insertase activity
Source: RefSeq, a predicted model, not a curated record
AUGCUUUCGCCACUCCGCGCCGCGGCAGUCCCCGCCAGCGCCAGCCUCGCGCCGGCCGCCAGACGCGCCGCCAUCGUCUCAUCAUCACCACGACGCCCGUGCCGCCGCUGCUCCCCCUCGACGCCGACGCCGACGACGAGCAUCGCUGGCAGCCGGCGGCACGUCCACCUCAGCGCCCUCGGCGACGCCGUCGUCUGGACCGCCGACGGCGUCAGCGCGCUGCACCACGCCGCCGGCCUCCCCUGGUACCUGGCCAUCCCGCUCGUCGCCGUCGGCGUCAACCUCACUUUCCGCCUCCCCAUCCAGCACUACACGCGCCGCCUCGUCGUCCGCCGCGCCGAGCUGAACCCCCUCGUCUCCGCGUGGGCCUCGCGCCACGCCGCUUCUGUGCCUGCCGCCGCGCCCCCGACCGCCACGGGUGCCGGAGGCGGGAGGAGUCUCGAGGCCGUGGAGCGGACAUGGAGACUCCGCGUCGCUGGCCUGACGGAGCGGUCGCGCCGCCGCAUCUACAAGGCCUGGGGCGUCCAGCGCUGGAAGACGCUUGCCCCGUUCCUCAGCAUGGUGCCCUUCGUCGUUGUCUCCGAGGCCCUGCGCAGGCUGUGCGGUGCCCCCAUGGGCUGGCUCAGCCAUCAGAUGGGCCUUGCCAAUGUUGAGCGCGUCUCCGCCGCCCUCUCCGACUCGACUGGCCUGUUCGACCAGUCCCUCGCCCAAGGCGGCUGCCUCUGGUUUGCGGACCUGACCGCCAUGGACCCCUACUACGUCCUACCGCUGCUGUGCUCAGCUCUGUUGGCCCGCACCUCGUGGGGACGCCUGUCCAAGGAACAACUUCGCGCGCUGCUCUCCAUCGACAGGUCCGGCGCUCGUGUCGCGCCUAUCACGAGGAUACAAACCGCCAUUGGCAGGACGCUCCUACUCGUGCCCCUCUUCCCAAUAGUCUUCGCCGACCUGCCCAGCGCCAUCUUCCUCUACUGGGUCACGACGUUUGGCCUCAACGAUGUCAACGAAUCCAUUAUUCAAAGGCUCGUGCCGAAACCGGCACCCAAGCUCAAGCUAGGGCCCAAGGCAGCGCCGGCGCUGCCGUAUCUACGUGGCGCCAUGACAAAAAGUCCAUCAGAAAGAAGUGAAUAGGCUUGCAUUGCGCAAUGCGGAUUGGUCGUCUCGACGGAGGGCCCGACCCUCGUGUACAUACUCAUCAUGCUGUAUACAUAUAGAACUCCUACAAACGCCCACGCGGUUUGCUGUAAUGAAAUAGACAAAGAGGCUCUG